Molecule: messenger RNA, 1693 nt
Organism: Frieseomelitta varia
Lineage: Eukaryota; Metazoa; Arthropoda; Insecta; Hymenoptera; Apidae
Product: lysocardiolipin acyltransferase 1-like
Exons: 9
Coding region: 260-1429 (389 amino acids)
Cellular component (GO): mitotic spindle pole; cytoplasm; spindle microtubule
Molecular function (GO): acyltransferase activity; microtubule binding
Source: RefSeq, a predicted model, not a curated record
AUGAUUAGCAUUUUAAAUCAUUUUGUACUUUGAACUUAUAAAAGAGCAUUAUGUUUACACGGCAAAUGAUUCGGCAAACGAUUGAAUAAGAAACUCGGAUUUUUCAUAUGAACAGAAUUAUUCGACGUAAAGAAUGUCUUAAUUGCCGGUGUACAAUGUGGUUCUGUGAUGUGGUUGUUACGUAUUAAUGAAUGAUAAAUCUGAUAAUUUAUAAAAAUUUUGAACAGAAUUUACAGUAGGAAACCUAGAAAAACGCAUAAUGCAUAAUAAUUUAAUUGCUGCCGCCAUCGGUGUAACCGUUGGUGUUAUAAGUGCAGCUAGUAUUUUUAUUUACCGCAAAAUUUUGGCAAAUCAACAAUACAGCACAACAAUUUCCGAUCUAGAUGCUGCCAAUAAAAGAAUUGACGAAUUACAAACAGAAUUAGAAGCUUUAAGGUUACAACUGAGACAACAAAAGAAGAAAAGAAAAAUUUCACGAAAAUUUAACUCUAACGACAGUACUUAUACUGUAGAUAAUGAUACAGAUGUUGAUGUUUUUUCAACAACAACUGAUAUUGGAGAUGAUGAAUUCUACGAUUGUUCUGAUGGUGAAAGUGUUGUUAGCGAUAGUGACUUAAGGCUCUCAGAGGAAUUGAACCAACUGGAUAUAAUACUAAAGGAGAUCGAUGAACAAAUAAACAAUCAAUUUGAUGUCAAGGCUUAUUAUGCAUUACAAACAUUGGUGAAAUCCCAUCCAGACAAUGUAGAAGUAGUAUGGAGAUUUGCAAGAGCUAGUUACCAUUAUGCAGAAGCACAAACUGAUAAAAGUGUUAAAAGGCUUUUCAUUUUUGAAGGAGUCCAACAAUGUGAGAGAGUUCUUGAAAAUCAAAAUGUUAAUCUGUAUAAGUGGUAUGCUAUUCUCAUAGGAUUACAUGGAGAUUAUUUAUCAGUGGCAGACAAAAUAAAGAAUGGUGUUGUUUUUAAGAAAUAUAUAGAAAUGGCUUUGGAAAUACAACCAGAUGAUUUUGAAUUACAUUAUCUCUUAGGAAGAUUCAAAUAUGAAAUUGCUAAUUUAAGUUGGAUUGAAAAAAAGGUAGCAGCAACAUUAUUUGCUAAACUUCCAAGUUCUUCCAUUGAGGAAGCACUCGAAUGUUUUGAAACUGCAGCAAGGCUUGGAAGUACAAAUCCAUAUACGCAGUUGUAUAUUAGUAAAUGUUACAUUGCUUUGAAGAAAUAUACACAUGCAAAUGAUUCGUUAAAAGAAAUUUUAGAAAAACCAAUUGUAACGAUUGAUGAUGAAAAAGUGCAUACAGAAGCAAAUAAAUUCUUCAACAAAUACUCAGGAUAUAAUAUCAAUAAUGGUCCAACACAGCAUCACAGAACUUGGUUGAUAUUGGGUGGAGAAUGGGGUGAAAGGGGUGAAGUAGAGGAAGCCUCUCUAGUAAGAUAGGAGAGAAGCCAAAGAAAACAUUUCAGAACAUUUUAGUUAACAUUAAAUGCUUGAAAGGAGUAAUUCAUUUAAAAUAUUCAUAUGACAAGACAUAAUUUGUGAUGCGUGGACUUUUACGUGGUACUUUAUACUGUACACUAUGGUAUGGGAGCAUAGUGGCUGGUUUUCUAUUUAUCGCUUGCCCUAUGUUACCACUGUUAUUUUUUAGUCCUCCAAAAUUUCGAAAAUGUGGUGAUCUGUUACUUUCUUGUUGGGAACUAUAUU